Molecule: messenger RNA, 645 nt
Organism: Chiroxiphia lanceolata (lance-tailed manakin)
Lineage: Eukaryota; Metazoa; Chordata; Aves; Passeriformes; Pipridae
Product: vegetative cell wall protein gp1-like
Exons: 2
Coding region: 1-645 (214 amino acids)
Source: RefSeq, a predicted model, not a curated record
AUGGGCGGCGAGGGGGUGGGCGGGCCCCGCGCGGCGGAGCCCCCGGCGCGUCUCCCCCAGUCCAGCCAGCCCUUCACGUCCUUCAGCUUCCCGUGCAUCCUGCAGUCCAGCCAGCCCUUCUCCUACCGCAGCCCCCCCCGGCUCCCCAAAUCCUGCAAACUCUUCCCGCCCAGCGCCCUGUGCCCCCUGUCCCAGUCCAGCCAGCCCUUCCCGGCCUGUGCCCCCCCAUGCCUCCCCCAGUCCAGCCAGCCCUUCCCCUACCGCAGCCCCCCGCGGCUCCCCAAGCCUAGCGACCCCUUCCCCUUCUACCUGCCCCCCUACAGCCCCCUGGGGGUCCCCCAGUCCAGCAGACCCUUCCCCUUCUGCGCCCCACCCUGCAUCGCCAAGGCCACCGAGCUCUUCCCUUGCUACGUGCCCCCCCAGCCCAGCAGACCCUUCCCCACCUACACCCCCCUCCCCAUCCCGCAGUCCAGCAGGCCCUUCCCCUCCUCCGGGACCCCCCAUCCCACCCCGCCCUGCACCCCACAAUCGCCAGACCCCCUCCCUCACCGCCCCCUCCAGCCCACGCGCCGCCGGGGCUCCUUGUCCCCCCGCCUGCACGUCUGGGAGGUCCCCUCCCCGCCCCAAAACCCCGCCACCCCCUGA